AUUAAGCUAAGCCUCGUAACAUCACUCUUCCUUCAAUUCUUUUACAAGUGAAUGACUUCCUCAUAAAUCCUGUAGCUCUAGCUAGCUUCCAAUUAAUAAAUCAACGUUUCAUCCUACGCAGCAACUGCUUCUUCUGCAUUUCUCAUGCGUUAUGACAUUUCAGCUAAACUAUAUAUAUUCUUAUUCCCUUUAAAUGAUAUUCCUCCAUUAUUUCUCCGAUGAAGCGGCCGUGGUAUUUGAGCGUUUUCUUUUGGCUGAUUCUAUUAUCAGAGAUGGGGUUUGCGAAGAAGAGGAGUUACAUAUCGUGGGACGAUUUAGAAGUUGAAGGCGAGAAACUUCACGGCCGAAAUGCAGGCAAGAAGGGCGUCAUCAUCGUUGAUAAAAAUGGAAAAGGAGACUGUUUGACAGUUCAAGCUGCAGUUGAUAUGGUGCCUCAUCACAAUCUGGAGAGAGUCAAAAUACAUAUUCUUCCUGGACUCUACAGGUUUUUAAUUUCAAAACACACUCACUUUUCUUAUUUUAUUUCCAUACAUGCAUGGAAGUGUCUGACGUGGGGAGUUGUUUGUGUAGUGGGUGGUUUUUUUUAUAAGUUGGUUUUCAUUCCCUCCAUCUUAAUUGUAUACCAAAAAUAGUCUUAUUCUAGAUUGUGUUUACCAUAAUCAGUGAAAAGGUUCAUGUUCCUGCAACGAAGCCAUAUAUUUCCUUCAUCGGAGACCCCGAAAAGGCAGACGCAACCGUCAUCGCAUGGCACGACAAAGCUUCGAGCGUGGAUGAGAAUGGCGCUGAGAUUGGAACGUUUAGAUCAGCCUCUGUCACAGUAGAAUCAGACUACUUUUGCGCUGCAGGGAUCACUUUUCAGGCAAUAACACCAUUUUAACCAUCAAAUUCUCAUAUACUCAGCUCAGCUCAAACUCGAGGUUUUUUCUUGGCAGAACACGGUGCAGUUUCAUGCCGGAGCUCGAGGAAAUCAAGCUGUCGCUUUCAGAAUAUCCGGUGACCACUCUGUGUUGUACAAAUCCAGAUUUAUAGGCUCACAGGAUACCCUCUUGGAUGAAACUGGAACACACUUUUUCUUCAAGUGUAUGGUUCAAGGAUCAAUCGAUUUCAUAUUCGGCAAUGCAAGAUCACUCUAUAAGGAAUGCAGCCUCUCCGUGGUGGGGCAAUCAUUUGCCAUAGCUGCCCAGCGUAGACAAUCCGGCAACGACGAUGGAGUUUUUUCCUUUGUGAACUGCACAGUACAUGGAGCUGGAGCUGUCUUCUUGGGCAGAGCCUGGGGAGAAUAUUCAAGAAUAAUAUAUGCAUAUAGUGAGCUCGACAUAGACGUAAAACCACAGGGAUGGGAUGACUGGGGAAAGCCAUCGAGACAAAAGACUGUGUUGUUCGGAGAAUACAUGUGUCGAGGCAAGGGAGCUGAUAGAAGUGGAAGAGUAGCAUGGUCCAAAGCCCUUACUCGCCAAGAAGCACAGCCUUAUCUUGAUUCAACAUUCAUCGCUGCCAAACAGUGGCUAAGAUUGUAGCAUAACUAGGCACAAUUUAGAAUAUCAGAUGUACUAAAACUUUCAACCCUCAGCUAUGGCAGGAAUUUGACAUUGGUAUAAC
Molecule: messenger RNA, 1599 nt
Organism: Salvia miltiorrhiza (redroot sage)
Lineage: Eukaryota; Viridiplantae; Streptophyta; Magnoliopsida; Lamiales; Lamiaceae
Product: pectinesterase QRT1-like
Exons: 3
Coding region: 1083-1517 (144 amino acids)
Biological process (GO): cell wall modification
Molecular function (GO): pectinesterase activity
Source: RefSeq, a predicted model, not a curated record